CUCAUACAUUAUACUUGUUCGUAAACAAGGUUUUCGGCGUUAUGCAUUACACUCAUUCGUAAACAACAUUCUCUUCCUUUUGCUUUUGUUUUUUAUCGAAGCUUAUGUUUUGUUCCCUUAUUUGUUUCAUUUGGGACACGUUUGCUCUGCUCUGGAUAAUAUUGGAAAGCCUGGACUGGACUAUAUUGGAAAGACUGCUAUAUUACUGAUCUCAAACCUUUGAUAUUCCUCACCAUAAAGGGGCAUUUAUUUUUGAAGAUGGCAAAGGAAGUUGGAUGUCUUUGUUGUACAAAUUCUACAUCCAGAUUAAUAAAGCUAACAGACAAAGCAAAUGUACCAGGUGCUGAGGAGAAAUCCUACAAGGACAUUUUGUACGAGAUGGCGGUAGGAAUUAUUGAAAAUAUAGGGGAGUGUGAUGAAUUUAGAUUGCCAAAUGAGGCAUGUCGUAAAUGUUUACGGCAGUUGAAACAAAGCUAUAGCUUUCUUUUGCAAGUAAAGGCAUCGCAUGAAUAUUUUCUUGAGUUGUAUUGCCCGGCUGUUGACUGUAAGGAAACCUAUGAUACGAACAAUUUACUGGAAACUUUAAUUGAAAUUCCAGGAAACAUUGUCCCUGAAACAGAAUCACUGGUGGAGCAUAAAAAGGAAGUGAAGGAAGAAGAAGACACUUUCGAGCCGCAGGAACUUGAGCUAGAUCAAAUUAUUGAGUUUUCCUGCAAUGAUCAAUCCAUCACAGAAGAUAUUGAAACGUUUGCGGAGAGCGGCGAUGAAAGGCAGGCGAAUCUGAGUUCCACAGAAGAAUCGGAUGUACAAUCCCUGGAUGAAAUAGAUAUGUUGCAUGAACCAAUUGCCGUCAGAUGUGAAAUAUGUCAGAAAAUUUACCAAGAUAAACAGGCUCUGUAUAUACACAAACGUUACACUCACAUGCCUGAUGAAGAGAAAACACCGUGCACCUUGUGUAGUUACAAAACAAGUCGCCCUUCGGCAUUAAAAGUUCACAUGAAAUUGAAACACAGUACACAAUGCAGUUUUACGUGUAAUUUAUGUGAACGCAGUUAUACAAGGCGGGAUGAUUUAACCAGACACAUCAAAAGAGUUCAUACAAAUACCAUAGUAACAUCUCCAAAGCCAAUUCGAAAUGAAGAAUACUUCCUAUGUCCGCAUUGUGGUCAAUCGUAUAGUUCAAAGAAAAUGCUCGAUAGUCAUUUGUUUACUCACAGUGUCGAAAGGCCCCAUCCAUGUGGUAUAUGUGACAAGACAUUUAAACGUAUAAAAGAUAUGAAAACCCAUCAACUAAUACAUAGUGAUGCUAAACCAUUUCAAUGUUCCAGUUGUGGAAAAUCAUUUAAACGUUCCGACAAACUGAAGAUACACAUGAGGGUACAUUCGGAAUUGCGGCCAUACAAAUGUCAAGAAUGUGAAAAAACAUUUAAAUAUCCAUCGGUAUUGAGAACACAUAUGCAUAUGCACACGGGUCAAACGCCGUAUUCAUGUAAAACAUGCGGUGCAGCGUUUUCUCUUAGAACUUCAUUGAAUAAUCAUUGUUUAAAAAAUGGUCAUGUAAAAUUAACAAAGGCCAAGUAAAAUUGACCAAGACUUUUAUAAUACUACUAGAAUAAAAAUGUCAAUUAAUAAUAUGAUAUGCUUCUUCAUUUAUUUUUA
Molecule: messenger RNA, 1659 nt
Organism: Musca domestica (house fly)
Lineage: Eukaryota; Metazoa; Arthropoda; Insecta; Diptera; Muscidae
Product: zinc finger protein 271
Exons: 3
Coding region: 259-1581 (440 amino acids)
Biological process (GO): regulation of transcription by RNA polymerase II
Cellular component (GO): nucleus
Molecular function (GO): RNA polymerase II cis-regulatory region sequence-specific DNA binding; DNA-binding transcription factor activity; zinc ion binding
Source: RefSeq, a predicted model, not a curated record